Molecule: messenger RNA, 2967 nt
Organism: Nilaparvata lugens (brown planthopper)
Lineage: Eukaryota; Metazoa; Arthropoda; Insecta; Hemiptera; Delphacidae
Exons: 7
Coding region: 223-1872 (549 amino acids)
Source: RefSeq, a predicted model, not a curated record
GCUGAAAUGAACUCCUUCCAACGUAGGGAGGGAUUCGAGUGUCAGUGGAGAUUUUACGGUGAAAAAUUGAAUUCUUUUUGAUUUUAUAAUUCUAUAAUAUUAUAGAGUCAUCUCUUCUUCAUCAUGUCAUCAUUUACUGUAUGAAUUAACUUACGAUUGGUGAAUUUUUAAAAAAUUCAUUGAGAAACUACAUAUUAGCUGCUAGAUACAUUAACGUUGAUAAUGAUAAGGAUGAAAUGGAAAGCAAGAUUUCUGUUCAUCAUGGUUAUCAUGUUAGCAGUGGCCAUUACACUUUCAUUGUUAGACGUCUCAACAAUACUUUUGAAGCACGAUGCAAGUUUGCCAAUAACAGGUGAAACAGUUGACGAAGAGAAAACAAAAAUCGACUUAAGAACAACUAAAGAUAAUAAAAUUGACAUGCAAGGUGUUUACGUUAAACUAAAAGAAGACAUAGCCUUAUCACAGAUUGAUUCAGAGAAUGAUGAACAAGUACUCGAAUAUUUUGAUAGAAAAAACUUGAAGAAUGUGCUCGUCUCAGAAAAAACAGUACCAUCAACCGAAGAGGAAACCGCUGCAAAGGGACCCAAUAUGAGUGCCUCUAUUGGCUCAUGGCAAAACGUGUAUGGAACAAGAUCCAAGUUUUUCGUCUUCUCAGCGUAUUAUGAAGAGGAACGAGAAGAGAGAAGGCUGAGUGUAAUUGCUACCACUGUCCUCGUUGACUCGGAGAGCGUAUGGUGCCGCAUGUGGACAUCUGCUGGCUCUCACCUGGCAGAUGUCAAGGCCAAUCUACUGGAGAUGAUCGAGCAUAAACAUAAAGAAUUCAGUGGGUUCUUUUUGUAUUGUCCCUUGGAAGGCAUUGAUUUGAAGCCGCACUCUGUGUCAAUAGUGAAAGAGUUGAGCAUGCCCUGUACCAAUCAUCUUUUGGUGCACGAUGCAAGCAGAAACAAUAAAUAUCCCAUUGAUGACAUGAGCAUUGCUCUUUGUGUCAAACCCAUGCAUCACAAUUAUGAUAAGGUGCUACUCUUAAUUGAGUUUCUAGAGUACUACAAGCUACUCGGCGUCAGUCAUAUGAUCACCUAUAACCUCUCAAUAGCGGAUACAACGUCGUGUGUGUUGAGUGACUACCAGCGGCAGGGAUUCGCUACCGUGCUACCAUGGCAACACGACCUCGAUCUGGAUGAUGUGGGCGACGAGGAGAGGCAAGUGCGUCACCAGAACAUGAUUGCCGCACUCAAUGAGUGUCUCUACCGAACAACCAGCAGUCGAUUCGCCCUCACCGUGAUGGUCGACUUGGACGAAUUCAUUGUGCCAGCUCACAAUUAUUACACACUGCAGGAUAUGAUAAGAAAUAUUGAUCCAAAUUUCAAAAGCUGUAAGUAUGGAUCAUAUCAAAUUCGGAAUGCCUUCUUCUAUAUGGGAUGGCCAGAUGAUGUGGGUGACCAAGCCACAUUUGGAGAUACAAUGGGGAAUACAUUUGGAGCCACAGUGAAGGAGGAUACAUCUAGGAAUGAUGCAGUCACAGCUACAGAUACAAUUAGAAACCAUCUUAUCACCGUAAGAAAGACACGCCGAAGAAAAGCAAUACAUGACUCGUUUUCGAGAUCAAAAUUCAUUUGUCGGCCUGAUUUGACGAGGGAGGUCGGCAAUCAUUUUGUGUUUGAACAUGAAGGCAGUUCUGCAGCCAUGUUAGUGCCGACAUCAUCUGCACUCCUCCAUCAUUACAGAGAUGACUGCGAGAUGGAUAAGCCUGGCUGCUUGCGACUUACAUCAGUUGUUGAUAGAACUGCACAUCAAUAUCGCCAAGAACUUGCAAAACAGGUCGAAGUCACCUGGAAUCGACUGAAACAUCAGUGUAGCCUCCCUGAUUGGUGAACAUCACUGACAUGUGGGCCCUCUACUAGUACCUACUAUUACUUAUAGUAAUUUACGUUAUCCUAUACAAUUGAACAAGCAAUUUCUGCUUUUAUGUUUCUAUUUCACCGGAUCUCGAAAACGGCUCUAAUGAUUCUCACGAAAAUCAGAACAGAGUGGGUUUAUAAUAUAAAAAUUCCCUGGGAAAACUUGCUGAAUGACAUUAAAAGGAUAAUUACUAUUCAUCCUUGGAAAAACAGCUGAUAAUAAUUAUUAUUAUCAAUUAGACCUAUGCCCGGUUUCUCAGUCAUUCCAUAAACUGUUUAUCCAUUCAAUAACUUUAUUGAAUCGAUAAACAUGAGAAAUGCGUUUCUAGAACGCUCCCUAAACUUAUUGAAUACUUAAAUCUCUCGUUAAACACUAUAUGCCUGGUUUCUCAGUCGUUCCAUAAGCUGUUUAUUCAUUCAAUAACUUUAUUGAACCGAUAAAUAUGAGAAAUGCGUUUCUAGAAUGCUCCUUAAACUUAUUGAAUCCAUAAAUCUAUAGAUAAACUAUAGUGCCAAAAUCCAGCCUAUAAAUAUUUUUGGAAUGGAUAAAUUUCUGAAAUUUUUGGUUGCAAUCAAAAAAUUAAAUUACAAAAUAAAAUUAAAAUUAGUUUAGAUCACCAGUAUUUUAAAAACAAAACAGAAUCAAAGUUGCACUAUAGACUAUUAUUUUUUACCAUUGCUAGCCCUCAUUUGGUGUCAGCCAUCUUGUUUUGGAGACAUCAGCCAAAAGAUGUCAGUACUGUAGGAAAUUAACCCACAACAGGAAGCAUGGACAUCCAAGAUUUGGUUGGUACCAAGCAUAGAAACCAUGUAUAAAGUUUGUUUACAAAAGUGCUAGUUUGGGAUCAUGCCAUGUUGCCAGAUUCAUUGAACAGAUAAAUUGUUCCAUAGCUAUGGAUUCUAUAAAAAUAUGUUUGAGAAACCAAUAAAAAUUUAUUGAUUGGAUAGAGUUGUUAUUGAAUGAUUAGCUAUAGCGUUGUUUCUUCUUCUUCUUUGGCUACCGUAUGCUUAAUCACAAUCAUAUGGGAUAAGCUAUAGAUUUGUUUAUUGAACGAAAUAAUGCCAAAAC